GAGCACUUUUCUCCUGCCAGCUGGCGGCCUCGGAAUUUUGUGCAAUGAACCCUACCAUAAAUCUAAGUUUACAACCGCGUGGCUCUUCCACUUGGACAUGUAAAUUUAUAUCUCAAUUUCGGUUUGUGUCCAUGCCAGUUGAAAUGCAAGUAACCCUGAUACAGAACUCAAGCAUUGCAUAUUGAACCUCGAAUUCCCAAGCAUUUCUGGCCACCCUAAUAGUAAUACAGCCAAAGCGUGAAUCUGUCCGCAUGAUUACUCACCCGCGAUUCUCGCAUGCUACGCGGCGUACAGCGAACGUACGAGUCUCAAUCACGAAUCAUCCUUCCAGUUUAUCGACUCCGAGUUCUCAAACGUUUUAAAUUUGUCAUUUCUUUACCGCGGGCCUCGAUGUGAUAACCCAGGGGUUUUCUCCGAGACGCUUUCUGAUUCCUCCAAUCUACGACAGGCCUCUAGAGCUAUGGUAUCCGCGAAGCACGGCUCUUCGCAAGGUUUGCAUUGGUAUUCCCUUGGCCGAACCGUGACCGGCCUAACUCAAACGGACCGGGUAGGUAGAAAGGCGAGUCUCUCACCUUAUGACUAUCAGAUCUUUGCCAUGACCCUUGUUUCUGAACUGUCAAUGUACGACAGUCGGAAACGCUGACAGUUGUCUUACCGUGUUGUUGCCCUUUGACAUGAACAGUUUCGGGGUCCUCCUCCCAUUUGGUCCCAAAGUUCUUCCCGAUCUGUCCACAGUAGCUUCGUACGCAAGUAAUGCAGCGGUGUUACUCAGAAGCUUAUAGUGAUAUGGUUCGGUGAAUUUGUUCGACUGGGAACGAUUUGAUCGUUUUUAUGAUCAAACUGGCUUAGAUAGACAUCAGUUCCACUCAGAUAUAACUAACGGUCUUUUCCUCCCGGAGCCUUAGGUGCUACACCACCCGCCUGCAGUCCAUCAUGUCCUCAUCCAACGCUACGAACGAAACUACUGAGCAGCUUUGGUUCGAGCAAUCGAUCAAUGCUGCGGUGUACAUCGGCGCUAUGGCAUGGGGACUGCAUGCGGCGGUGUGCUACAACGCUGCUCGCACUAUCAUCCUAGACAAGAACAAGUCGAGCAAGAUCUGGCUUCCCUUCAUCAGUACCCUCUUCAUCAUGGCCACUAUCAACAUUUGCUGCAGUAUCAACUUCAACCAGUUAGCUUGGAUCGAUGAACGAGGCUUCCCCGGCGGUCCACUUGCUUUCAUCGUCACUCAGCAGAACCGCCCUGUGAAUACUGCCUCGCUUGCUACGUCUAUUAUCACUAUUUUCCUCGCGGAUGGCUUCCUGGUUCAUCGCUGUCAUGUCUUGUGGAAGAAGUUCUACAUUACCGGUACUCUCACCUUGGUACUCUUGGCAUCCACAGUCAUGUCAAUCCUUCAUUGUGUCCAAGCAUCUCGUGCCAAUGCUGCACUCUGGGAUCAAACCACACUCAAUCUCUCCGUUCCUUAUGCUUCGCUCGCUAUGUCGCUCAACAUUCUACUCACGAUCGUCCUAGUGUGGCGUCUUCUCGAUUUGCGCCGCAGACUUCCCAUCACAGUGACUGAAGAGGUACGACAGCGAUACAACGGCGUUGAAGCGUUGAUAGUCGAGACAGCCCUCCCCUAUGGGUUGGUCUCGUUCAUUUUCGUUGUUCUGUAUGGCUUGGGCAACACGGGCUCCAACCUGUUCGUUCCUUUGCUUGUCCAACUGGAGGGUAUCAUUCCUGCCCUUAUCAUCGUGCGUAUGAUUGAAGGCCACGCUUGGUCUACAGAUACGCUUCGUCGGGUUGGACCUGCAGUUCAUGUUUUCCGCGGUCAGGAGGGAAGGGCUGCUCAAGAAACUGCUCCCACGACAGACGAUGUAUCAAUGUUUAACCUGGGCAACCAUUCUGCGCAUUCUUUAGAUAUCAAAGUCCCUGCGAAUCUGGUUUGAGACUGGUUGGCACAAGUUGUGAGCGACGUGACUUGAUAAGUAGCUUCCCUGUACACUGCAUUACUCGAACGAAAUAAAACCAGUUGCCCACUCUUAGAUGUCUUAAACAUUAAGGGCCAAUUAUUGACGUUAACAUUACGCUGCCUUCACAUUUAAAAGCCUCCACGGCCAGGCCUAUCGGCUGGGAGGAUUGAACCGUUCCCAUGUGCCAAGUGCCCAUGCAAACAGACGGAUGCUGUGCCAUUAAAACAGUGCGGGUGUCCCCCCACCCCCGCUCCACCGCCCCGAUGGUUUCCUUGCUACGAAACUCUCUCGCACUAAUUUACAUCAUAGUAUACUCCAAUCGCGUUGUAAUUAUGCUAGCUAGAGCUCAGAGCCUUAGGCAUGUCAUUAUUCGAUAGAGAGAGAAUCCGAC
Messenger RNA from Somion occarium, 2341 nucleotides. Lineage: Eukaryota; Fungi; Basidiomycota; Agaricomycetes; Polyporales; Cerrenaceae. The record is from the annotation of a GenBank genome assembly.